Alligator mississippiensis (American alligator) is the source of this 3604-nucleotide messenger RNA. RefSeq names its product leukocyte immunoglobulin-like receptor subfamily B member 2. The transcript is spliced from 11 exons. The record is from RefSeq and is a predicted model, not a curated record. Bases 1060 to 3057 code for a protein of 665 amino acids. NCBI's taxonomy places the organism in Eukaryota, Metazoa, Chordata, Crocodylia, Alligatoridae.
UCUUCAAAAUUAGUCAAUGUAGUUAGAAAAAUGGGUUAUGCAGUAGUAACUCCAUUUGAAGUACUUGAAGCUGAACCACUGCCUGGGCAGUUGAGCUCACAGGCGGCUGAACUUACUGCCCUUACACGAGCUUGUCAAUUCGCAUCGGGCCACUCUGUAAAUAUUUGGACUGAUUCUAAGUAUGCCUUUGGAAUCUGUCAUGCCACUGGACAAUUGUGGAAACAGAGGGGAUUUAUGACAGCCUCUGGAACUAAAAUAUCAAAUGCUAAACAAGUCUAUGAUCUCCUACAAGCUAUAAUGUCCCCAAAAGCCAUAGCUGUAAUGCAUUGCCCAGCCCAUACCAAAAAGGGAGAUCAAGUCUCAAAAGGCAAUGCCCUGGCCGACGCUGCAGCUCAAACAGCAGCCUUACAGCCACUAUCCGCCCUAGCCUUCCAAGCUCAAAUUCCUCAGUCAAAGGCAUAUUUGGGAAUAUUGCUAGAGCCAAAAAUGUACGAGUCUGCACCACCUUUAGAACAACAGAGAUGGAAAGCGGCAGGAGCCACCUGUGAAAAAGAUGGAAUAUGGCGAUUGCCAGAUGAAAGGAUAGUGCUACCUAAAGCAGCCCUUAGACCCUAUCUGCAACAACUCCAUCAAAGCGAGCAUUUAGGUUGUGAAAAACUUGCCACUAUCACUAACAGGCUGUUCUACGCACCUGGAGUCUACCAGGAAGCAAAAAGGCUUUUAGAACACUGCAGUAUAUGCAAAAGUUUAAUAUCAAAGGAGAAAAAUCAGGACCCCCUGGAGCCCGCCCCUGGGCUUAUACUCACUUUGAAAGACUACAAAUAGAUUUUGCUGAGAUGCCUAAAGACAAUGGGUACAAAAACCUCCUAGUAAUUGUUGACCAACUCACGGGGUGGGUAGAAGCCUUCCCACCAGAAGAGCUACAGCACAACUAGUAGUAAAAAUACUCCUUAAUGAAAUUAUACCCAGGUUUGGUCCUCCACGUAUUGUUGAAAGUGAUCAAGGAUCACAUUUUACUGCUGACAUAAACAAAACACUGGCCAGCUGCCUAGGAAUAGAAUGGAAAUUCCAUACCCCUUGGCACCCAGAAAGCUCAGGACAAGUAGAGAGAAUGAAUCAGACCCUGAAACAAAAAUUGGAAAGCUAUGUGCUGAGAGCGGGUUAAAAUGGACUAAGAUUCUCCCACUGGCCCUUAUGUCCAUCAGAAUGACCCCCAGGAGAAAACUAAAGCUCAGCCCUUACAAACUGCUGUUUGGACACCCUGUCCCCCAACACUUCCCCUUACUACUGGCUUACACUUCUCUUUUAGGCGAUGAAGGACUCACCUCUUAUAUUUUAUCUCUACAGUCUCAGUUAAAAUCUCUCCAUAGGUAUGCUGCUUUAAGCCAACCCCUCCCUGCCGAUAUCCCAGCACAUGGCAUCCAGCCUGGAGACUGGGUGUAUGUAAAAACUUGGAAACGGUCUCCCCUUGAACCUAAGUGGCAAGGACCGUAUCAAGUCCUCCUCACCUCCCACACCGCCGUAAAAGUAGCAGAAAAGGACAACUGGAUUCAUUAUACUCAUACAAAGAAGACAGAAGUUUCACCAGAGCUCAGGAUCGGCUCCAACGCAAGCUUCCCUGACCUGGAAAAGGGGAAGCCAGAAGAAGACGACUGCAGAAUUCGCGGGAGCACCGCACGCCCACCUGACCGCGACAAGGGAGGAACUGACCAGACUGAGCCUAGAUGGACACUGGCUUUGACAGAUGAAGGGAGCGCUGGGACAGGUUGCUGGCUGGCUCCUCAGAGCAGGGCAUGGGGAGAGUACCCCAAGCCCCCCAUCUCUGUGAUCCCCAGCUGGGUGGUGGCACUUGGGUGGAAUAUCACUAUCCGCUGUGAGGGUUUGUACCCAGGCAUGAAGUUCUAUCUGUACAAAACUGGACACACAGACCAGCUGCAGCAGGAGGUGCCUGGGGGGAACGUGUCUGAAUUUCCCAUCACCAAGGUGAGCUGGGAAGAUGGAGGAAGCUACACCUGCAACUAUCACCCCAUAGUGGAUAGGAACAGCUGGUCGUAUCUCAGUGACCCUGUGGAGCUGGUGGUGAGAGAGCCCAGCCACCCAAAACCCAGCAUCUCCCUGUGCCCCAGCACAGCAAUGACCCCAGGGGGAACUGUGACCAUCCGGUGCCGGGGUACACACCUAUGGAUGAAGUUUGUUCUGAACAAAGUGGGAAGCAGUUUCCCACCCCAGGACGCCAUCGGGUUUCAGGCUCAGUUUGUCAUCCCCAGUGUGAGCACUGAGCACAGCGGGAGCUACAGCUGCUACUACCACAGCAAAUCUGACCCGUUCACUGUGUCUGAGUCCAGCGACCCUGUGGAGCUGGUGGUGAGAGAUCUCAGCUACCCCAGACCCAAAAUCUCUCUCAGCAACAGUGAACCCAUUGCUCCAGGCCAAAAUGUCACCAUCCGCUGUGUGUGUCGGUGUCAGCACCAGGACCUGAAGUUCUUCCUGCACAAGGCUGGAGCUCAGCAGAUGCUGCAGCCUAUGAAAACUAUGGGGAAAGUGGCUGAGUUCUUCAUCCCCAGCGUGACCAGGGAGCACAGAGGGAGCUACAGCUGCAGCUACCGCCCCCAGGGAGAACUAUAUGUCUUGUCAUAUCCCAGCAACCCUGUGGAGAUUGUGGUGACUGAACCAAAAGUCCAAUGGAACCAGGUCACCUCCUUUGUCAUCGCUGUGGUGUGCUCCAUCCUCCUCCUCCUCCUUGUGGCCUUCCUCUGUUACAGAAGACUGCUAGGAGGGAAAGGUUGGGCACCAAUAUGGAACAGGGAUAUGAGGGCUCCAGAGGACCCAGAACCUGUCUAUUCUUCUGUCACUGAAGGAAAUCAGGCAGAGACCCUGCCCCAGGACGAGCUCCAUGCCAGUGCUGAUGGCAUCACCUAUACCGAACUGAACCAUGAAUGUCUGAACAGGAAACGGGGGAAUCCUGCCCCCACCCCUACUGAACCCAUCUUGUACAGCAUGCUCAAGGUGACCCAGGGGUCCUACAGUGACAGCUCCUCCCCACCCACGCACUUCUAGCAUGACCCCAGCUGGAUUAUCCCAACAGUGAGGGGCAGGGAGUUGUCGGCCCAGCGAGGUGGUGACAGUCAUUCACUUGCAAUGGCAGCACUGUAGUGUGGAUUCUGCUUACAGGGAAGAUUUACUGAGAUCCUUGCAUCCUUCCUCCCCCAGUGUAUCCCCCAUGUCCUUGCCCCAGCACAGGCUGGUGUGGGGAGCCAAGCGGAGGAUUCAGUGCAGGGAGGAGGAGGGGAUGCCCCCAGGCAGCUCUUUGCAUUAACUGACAUUCUGCUUCAUUUCUAGAUUUGUUAUCAAUGCUGAACCCCAAGCUCUGACUGGUCCCUGCCCCCAGGAUAUCAAUCUAUGUUCAUCAGGGCAAUGCAGGAUCACUCUGGGGUGGGAUGCAGGGGGCUGCCUAUACUAUGAUGCCUUGCUCAGUGCUGAACUUCUACUAUUGCAGUAAAUAGCUUCCCAGCAGGGGGGGGCUGCACAGUAAUUACAUGGAGGACCUGUGAUAAUAGAAGUCACUUGAUGAGAAGGAAAGCAAUAAAGCCACAGUGCUGCCCUG